UGUUAUUUUGGCUUUUAGUGAAAUAAAUAACAAAAUGUAAAAUAUUGAAUUGUUAUGCAAGGGCACAUUAAACAAAAAAUAUAAAAAAAAAUAUCUAGUUGCAAUGAGUUGUAUAGAGUAAAUAAGUGAAAUAAAUUGAGAAAAUAGAAAAAAAACAAAGGAAAACAUAUAGAAAAGAAUAUUGUGAUUUAGAAAAAAGAUUAAAAGAAAUCAAUAACAUAAAAAUAAAUUAAAAACUUAAAAUGCAUUUCGAAAAUAUAUCACCACCAAGUCCGGCCGGCUCGGAUAUAUCAGUUGGAUCACCAAGUCCUCCACCAAUUCAUUAUCAUACACCAAGGCAUUCAUCAGAAAGAUCACCAACAAUAAUAGCAGAUAGUUACACGUACACGCAGAAUAAACAGAAACUAAAUAAAACUAAUAAUGAUUUAUCAUUAAUUAAUCAGCAGUCAAGAUCUAUAACGCCACCAUCAACUUCCCCAACUCACAAUAAUCAAAAUCAAUCCGCUUCCAAUUCAUCACUAUCAAAAUCAUCAUCAACUAGUACAACGGAAGGUGUAAAAGGAUUUUCGAUUGCUGAUAUUUUAGGCAAUACACCCAACAAAAAUGUAAAAGCAAAUAUUUUAAAUCAAGGAAAUCGACAAGAAUCAUCACAGUUAACGCAACCAUCAUUAGGACCAACAAAUCUUUUAAAUUUUCCACCAGCUGCAGCUGCUGCCGCCGCUUUUGCUUAUCCAUGGAAUCCAAUUAGAAAUCCAACUAUAACAGCAAUACCAUUUUUACCGCCGGCACUAUUACAUUAUGAACAACAAUUAGCUUUAGAUUAUCAAAGACAUUUACAAGAUUAUUUAAAUGCACAAGCAGAAUUAUUGCGUCAACGAAUGAAUAUUGAUACAAUAAGAUCAGAAAGUGGUUCAGAACGUUCUAAAUCAACUGGUAGUGAUUGUUCUUCACCAGAUAUUAAUGCAAGAUUAUCAGUAGGCUCAGAACCAAAUUUACAUAGUAAUGGACAUUAUUCAACGACAGCAGCUUCAUCUUCGUCGUCAUCAUUAACAUCACAGAAUCAUUCGGGUCGUGGUAGCGGUAGCAGUGGUGUUACAACAUCAUCAUAUGGAUCAUCUGAAAGUCGUAGUAAUGAAUCAAGUUUAGAUGAUAAAUUGAAAAAUUCAUCUAUUUCAAAUGGUCAGCAGGAUAAUAAUAAUAAAUCAAGUGAAACACCUCUAGAUGCUUUAUUUCAUAUGACAAACAAGGAUUUUAAAUCAGAUGACCAAUCUCAUUUGGAUUUGUUUGCUACAAGACCACAGCCGAAAAAGAAAAGAAAAUCACGUACCGCAUUUACAAAUCACCAAAUAUUUGGUUUAGAAAAACGUUUUCUUUAUCAAAAAUAUUUAUCACCGGCUGACCGAGAUGAAAUUGCAGCAGCCUUGGGACUAUCAAAUGCACAGGUUAUAACAUGGUUCCAGAACAGGCGUGCAAAACAGAAACGUGAUUUGGAGGAGCUCAGGAAAGAUAUUGAAAGUGCGAAAGCAUUCUCAACACAAAAUAUGUAUAUAGAAAAUUUUAAUGAUUUAAAUUUUUUAAAGAAGCAACCUGUAUCUAAUGAUGUUUUGAUGAAGGAUGAUCAAGAACAACAACAGCAACAAUUAAAUCAUUUACAUCAUCAACAGCAACAACAACAACAACCACAAACAUCACCUUCAACAUCAACAACGGUUGUAAUACCACAACCAAUUAUUUCCUCUAGACCUCCUGUAAAUUCAAUUGAUUUAAAUCAUCAUCAUCAUUCACAUCAUCAUCAUCACCAUCACCAUAAUCAACAAGGCCAGCAGCAACCACAACAACAACAACCGGAUAGAAGAGCACCAGUUGGUGCCUAAAAUUAAUAAUAUGAUUAAAAUAGUGUUGAAAAUAAUAAAAAAAAAUUAAUUUGUGUGUGUGAUACUUUAAUAGCUAAAACAUGAUAAAAAUUUACUUAACUUUUACUAAAUUUCUUACCUCGAAAAUGAUGUUGUCAUAUCUCGAAUUUUGUGCAUUCACGAAAAUUUUAUGUUUGAAAAUUUAAAAAGAGAAAACUUGAUAAUUUUCAAAUUAGAAAAUUAAAAUAUAAAUUGUUUUAUAAUUAAAUUUUGAUUGUUGCAAAUAGUUUCUCUUUUGACUUAA
Condylostylus longicornis is the source of this 2157-nucleotide messenger RNA. Its product is annotated as myb-like protein Q. Gene Ontology annotation, biological process: regulation of DNA-templated transcription. Gene Ontology annotation, molecular function: DNA-binding transcription factor activity, RNA polymerase II-specific; DNA binding. The record is from RefSeq and is a predicted model, not a curated record. The coding region runs from base 243 to 1874 and encodes 543 amino acids. NCBI's taxonomy places the organism in Eukaryota, Metazoa, Arthropoda, Insecta, Diptera, Dolichopodidae. The transcript has 3 exons.